This is a messenger RNA of Giardia duodenalis, 1746 nucleotides long. RefSeq lists its product as uncharacterized. Lineage: Eukaryota; Fornicata; Diplomonadida; Hexamitidae. Gene Ontology annotation, molecular function: protein binding. Bases 1 to 1746 code for a protein of 581 amino acids. The record is from RefSeq and is a predicted model, not a curated record. The transcript has a single exon.
AUGCUUCAGCAAAUCGAGCACAUUCUCGGGACUCAUGCGGACGCGUUCACUGAGUGCCAGCGUGCCUGCAGACACCUCCAUGCUAGCUACGUUGCUCAUUAUGCGGCCGCUACACCUUUUGCAAUCACAGCUAUAACCAGUGCCCACCCCGGCCACUCUUUGGUUAUUGCCGGUACCCGCAAGGGGACGGUCCAUGCACUUUCCUUGAACAGCCCCACGCCUGCGUUAACCCUUCCCUCUUUCACAGAGCCGGGAACGCUGGCUCCCGCCUCCGUUUCUGAUCUGGCAUCUCUAGGGAGAUAUAUACUGGCAGCACGGGGAUACACGCUUACGACGUGUUGCAUGGACAAUCUCCAUGCACAAGACAUUCCACUUCACGCUCCUAUUUCAUCUCUGUCUACUGCUCCGGGCGAUCAGAAUACAGUUCUUUUAGGCUUCACAAAUGGCACAUUUGGCUGGGUAGACCUCCGCUCUAACAAGCUUCAGUUGCACGAGAUAAAUAGAUUUGGCUCUCUGUCUACUCGCACUUACUCUCUUGACAGUGUACCGAAAAUAGAGCAAUGCCCCAAUAAUGCAAAAGUGUGUAUAAAGCAACACAUGGAGACAUCAAAGCAGGUCUUUAUAUCGGUAGAAAGGCCAGGCACCCCGGCUAGGAUAUGGGAUACUCGAUCAACUUCGUUGCUUUGUAACCUAGUCGAGCCGUCUGUGGAAAGCGGCAGUGUCCUGUGGGGAGAGUUCAAUAAGACGCACCUUGCUGUACUUUCAUCCAAUGAUGCUGUCUUCUUUUACAAUCGCAGGAAUAAUUACGUGCUUGAGUAUUACUCACGCAUAACAACGCGACACAGCGCCCGAUCUGUUUGGAUAGACGAUUGCCGCUUGAUUGCUGGGUCUUACUCACGUAUGCGGGAGACAGAUCAGCGUGGGUUCCCGAUUAUUGUUGUCCCAGAACGGCCAAAAGAUGAUAUGGAGCCUUUAGGGGAAACGCCGGUUGAAUUAGCUUAUGAGUGGAUUAAUUGUCCAUUCCAGCACGGGAUGUCGGCUCUCUACCCUUUCUCUUCCAGAUCUCUCCCCACACUAAAUACCUUCUAUGGUGUAGCAAUGGAUGACAGUAUAUGUGUGUUGGAUGAGCGGCCAGAGAGCCCUGUAGCGCGAGCUCAAGGGUCAGAGGAGAACUAUUAUAACUCUGGAUUUAAAUAUUGUUCUGAUAGACCUCUGGGUUUGCUCAAAGACCCCUCUAAUCAAGAACAGGGCGUUUCCUCCAUCAACAAGCUAGAUAGCUACUCUGUUAACAUCUCUAACACCGUGGACUGGACUCUGAAACGCUGGGGAGUUCCCAUGAGCAUGCAAUCAUCAAGUUCCAAACCCUUCUCUGCCAGCAUACUUGACAGUUUGUUAUCACGCACCAAUAUGACCUUCAGUACGCCAACACUAUCAUCGUCUCUUUCUCAAAGCGACAGGUUAGGUGCAUCUCAAGAUAUACACAGGAGACACAGACGGAAUGAAUAUACUUGUUACAGCUAUUCAAGCACAUGCUGUAUCAGCCAGCUCACACAGGAGAAAGAACCAAUGUCAACAAGUCCUCCUCUGAAGCUGGAUCAAUCUGGACCCAGACAGUUUAUUCCUUGGCAAGUGCAGGAUGGGGAGUGCCCCCAAAAGGAGUGUCUGGAGGUGGACAGCUUCUUCGAGAAAGAGGAUCCGGAUUGCGCUCAGCAGAGUGUUUGCGAAAUUAACUUUGAUGAUAGCUAG